This is a messenger RNA of Amphibalanus amphitrite, 2285 nucleotides long. Its product is annotated as neurogenic differentiation factor 2-like. Gene Ontology annotation, molecular function: protein dimerization activity. NCBI's taxonomy places the organism in Eukaryota, Metazoa, Arthropoda, Thecostraca, Balanomorpha, Balanidae. The transcript has a single exon. Bases 156 to 707 code for a protein of 183 amino acids. The record is from RefSeq and is a predicted model, not a curated record.
CGCUCAGUGUUACCAGCGGGCCGACCAGGCACGGAGGCACCUGCGGGUUGCUCGCCAGCAGCGUCUGCCGGACGGCAGCACCAGCUGAAACACCGGCACGGGCGCACCCUCCGGCUCUGCAGCGCUGGGCGGGUGCGGCUCCCAGUGCCCCGGCCAUGUCCGUCUACGAGCUGUCGCCGGCGGCGGCGUUCGGGUGCGUCCCGCCUCUGCAGCUCACCGGUUACCCGGCGGCGCCGGCCGGCGGCCCCCCGGUGGCGCCGUUUGCCGGUCAGGCCAACCAGAAGCCGCCUCUGCUGGCCGGCUCCGACUCCGAGGGCUCCUUCUUCGGCGCGGAUCGGCUUCCGGAGCGGUUCGCUGACGGGUACCCGGACGGCUUCUCUGAAGGCUACAUCGAGGAGGGCUACUACUCCGAGUACACGGCGGCCGGCGCGUACGGCGGGCCGGCACGUGCCGAGGCGCCCGAGCGGCGCCGGGCCGGCCGCCGGCGCAGCCACCAGCCGCCCAGCACGGAGGUGGUGCGGCGCCGGCGCACGGCCGCCAACGCCCGCGAGCGGCGCAGGAUGAACGGCCUCAACGACGCCUUCGAGCGCCUCAGGGAAGUGGUGCCCUGUCUGGGCAGCGACAAGAAGCUCUCCAAGUUUGAGACGCUCCAGAUGGCGCAGACCUACAUUUCGGCGCUGCAGGAGCUUCUCAGGAGGAACAGCUAGCCGGCUCGGCUGUGCUGAGACCGGGGAACAGCUAGCCGGCUCGACUGUGCUGAGACCGGGCAGCAGCUAGCCGGCUCGACUGUGCUGAGACCGGGCAGCAGCGUCACAGUCUGGCUACCAGAUGCCAUCGUUUGGCCACGUCGUGUCGGUGCAUACCGCUUUCUGUAGCUAAGUGUUGUGACGCAUUUAGCUUUAGAUGACCUAUUCGACUGCACGAUCCUACAUUCACUUGUCUCGUUCACCUACCUCUGUGUGGUCUGGUUGCUCUUGAAAGUCGCGGUGCCAAUGCAGCGGCUGCUGUUUUCGGCCACAGUGGUGGCAAUUACAGAUAAUUGGGACACUAAUACCUAAUUAAAUAGCACCAAAAACCAUAUGACAACACCCAAAACAGAACCAGCUUGAAAAUUUGAGUGUAAUGUUUAACUUAAGUCUUACAAAUUAGAAGUUUUAUACCACCAAAAUGCCAAAAGACUAGGAUUGAAAAUGAAAUAUCAAAAAUCAAGUUGGUAUCAGUAUAGCAAAAAAGUUUGUAUCCGAUUGGCAUAGGUAUCUGCUUGGUCAUUCGUCGCUCAAACCGUGCCGCCUGCAGGGCCUGGCCGUCCCGGUCGCAGCCGGCUCCUCAGCCGGGCACCAUCUAUCACUGUAAUCUGUAUGCCGUUUUCCUAGUCGUUCUCGUGCGCCAGGGGCUGGCAGUGCCGGUGAUGCGCUGUGCGGCUGUGGUGUCCGCGUGCCUCGGUCUGUCCACUAGGUGGCUGCCCGGUUAGAGCCAGCCCUGCGCCCCGGGACGGCCCGUCAGGUGCCUCCCAGAUUCCGGCCGGCUCCAUUGUGGUGCUCCGCCUCCUCCCUGCCGCUCUGCACUGCAAUUGCACAUAUUGUUUAGAUGUUAUAGUGUGCUCAUUUGCUCUUUUUUUGCUGGCAGCGCUGUUAGUAUGACAGAUAUUUAUAGUACGUUCGAUGCCCGGAGCUGUUGGUAUGACAUAUGUUUAUUGUACGGUCGAUAUUGUUGGUAUGGUAGGCAGAAUGUCCAUGGUACGGUCGAUAUUGUUGGUAUGGUAGGCAGAAUGUCCAUGGUACGGUCGAUAUUGUUGGUAUGGUAGGCAGAAUGUCCAUGGUACGGUCGAUAUUGUUGGUAUGGUAGACAUGUCCAUGGUACGGUCGAUACUGUUGGUAUGGUAGGCAGAUAUGUCCAUGGUACGGUCGAUACUGUUGGUAUGGUAGACAUGUCCAUGGUACGGUCGAUAAUGUUUGUGAUGUAUGGUAGAUAUGUAUGGCAUGGCCAAUACUGUUGGUAUGACAGAUAUGUCCAUAUAGGUCGAUAUCCGAAGCUGUUGAAGUUGCGGUCGAUAUCCAUGUUUUGUGUGACGUCCCUCAGCUCGACGGCUCGUCCCGUCAUGACCUGUGAUAUUUACAUAAUCCCAUUUACAUAUUUAUUGACUUGUGUGUCUAUAUGGAAACAAACUCCUAAUUUUUAAGGAAGGUAGUACUACUAGAUGUUUGAUGAAGAGUUUUAUGUUUAUCCAUGUUUUACGGUGUCAGUUGUUGUUUUAUGGUGUGUUAAUAAACAUGAAAAAUUAGCAA